AUGAUACCUCGAUGUAGCUCAAUUUCACCUUCUGCUAUCGGCUUUGCACGUCAUUUUAGAGUAGGAUUUUCAUCUUCUUCGAAAUGGCACGCCAAAGUUUUUAACAACGCUAUCGAUGCUGUUAAAGACAUCCAUGAUGGUGCAAAAUUACUUAUUGGAGGCUUUGGACUUUGUGGUAUACCAGAAAAUUUGAUCACUGGUUUACUUAAAGCUGGAACCCGGGAUUUAAUAUGCGUUAGCAGUGACGUUGGUGUGGAUAAUUUUGGUGUCGGUUUACUGUUACAAAAUAAAAGAGUAAAAAGAAUGAUAUCUUCUUAUAUUGGUGAAAACAGUGAGUUCACGAAGCAGUACCUUCAAGGAGAAGUGGAACUAGAGUUAACUCCUCAGGUUUAUUACCGUUUUGCAUUCAGUCUAAAUAUAUGA
Messenger RNA from Enterobius vermicularis (human pinworm), 423 nucleotides. The record is from the annotation of a GenBank genome assembly. Lineage: Eukaryota; Metazoa; Nematoda; Chromadorea; Rhabditida; Oxyuridae.